Jatropha curcas is the source of this 6800-nucleotide messenger RNA. RefSeq names its product dicer-like 1 (gene DCL1). Gene Ontology annotation, biological process: siRNA processing. Gene Ontology annotation, molecular function: RNA binding; ribonuclease III activity; protein binding. NCBI's taxonomy places the organism in Eukaryota, Viridiplantae, Streptophyta, Magnoliopsida, Malpighiales, Euphorbiaceae. The record is from RefSeq and is a predicted model, not a curated record. Gene Ontology annotation, cellular component: nucleus; cytoplasm.
GGUAGAGCACCAGAGCCGGGUUCAUAUCUGUCUCGCGCGAAAGAACAGAGCUAGAAAAGAAAAACCAUAGCAGUCGAGGCAGCAACAGAUACAGAAAGAGAAAGAGAGAGAGAAAAGAGAAGAGAAGCGCACGCACGCGCACGCUUACUUGCUUAGUUUGUUGGGUCAAAAGUAUAGAGAAAGCAGAAUAAGGGUUGAUAGACCGUGGAAUCUAAAAGAAUCACUCACAAAAGUUCUGGGUUUUUGGUUGUUUUUUGGGUUCUCUCAUUUUGCAACCCCACCCUUAACUAUUGCGUGCUUCGUACGGUCUAUCCACCCUAAUCUGCAAUUACAUUCUUUACCCACUCUCUCUUUCUCUCUGUAUCUUUCAUACACUAAUUUUGCAGCUUCAUCAAGAUCUUUAAGCUUGUUUGCAGCUCUCUCUUUUUCCUUUUUCUUUCCUUUUCAAAGAGAUUUAAUUUGUAGUGUUGUAAUCUUUUUGCUGUUUUUGCUUUAGUUCUAUUUAGUAUUUUGUUGGAGUAUUGUGUGUUCUGUUGUAUUGUUUUUAGCAUAUUACUAUGACGGACGGUGAGACUAGGGUUUCAGGGACUUUGGCUGGUGGCGGCCCCUCUUACUGGCUGGAUGCCUGUGAGGACAUCUCCUGUGAUCUUAUUGACAAUUUUGUUGAUUUUGAUACUUCAAUUGUUCAAGGUUCCAUUGAUGAUACUUCGAAUCAAGAUAAUCUCGUUAAUGAUUUCUUUGGAGGUAUUGAUCACAUUCUUGAUAGCAUCAAGAAUGGUAGCGGCUUGCCUCUAAUUGCUGACAGCAAUAACACCAGUAGUAAUGGUACACCGGCUAUUGUUGGCAAUGGAAUUCAGGACUGUAAUGUUGGGGACGGGUGGUUUAAGAAUGAGACAGCUGCCUUCUGCACAAGUACAAAUGAAAACACCCCAUUGCAAUCAAAUGGCAAUGGUAAAAUCAAUUUUGAAAGUAAUGGCCAGGUGGAGAAUUUUAGUAAUGGAUUGAAUUCAUUGGAUAGAAGAGUGGAAGAGAGUUUGAAUUCGUUGAACAGUUCUAUUAAGGAAAAUGGGAAUAAGGGCAGUGUCGAGGGGCUGAGGGAACGAGGUUUUGAUGGUGAAGAAAGGUGUUGUAAAAGGGCUAGGAUUACCAGCUACAAGAAUGAUAGAGAUAGACAGUACUCUAGUCGAGGGCAGUAUGAUCCAAGGGAUAGGGAUAGAAGCUCUAACAGAAAGAGACUGCGGGAUUGGGAUGAUAUUGAUAGGAGGGACAGGGAUAGGGAUCAUCCUCGCAGAAAUAGGUAUAAUGGUGGCUCUAGGAGGGAUGGUAGAGAUAGGGAUUGGAAGGAUAGAGAACAGAGGGGUUAUUGGGAGAGGGACCGUUCUGGGUCCAAUGAGAUGGUUUUUCGCAUAGGUACUUGGGAAGCUGACCGAAACAAAGAAGGAAAGGAAACCAAUGACAAAGAUCAUGAGUGUAAUGGAAAGCAAGAGAAGAAAUCUGAGGAGUCUAAGGAGAAACUCCCUGAGGAGCAAGCUCGCCAAUAUCAAUUAGAUGUUCUUGAACAAGCUAAGAAGAAAAACACUAUUGCUUUUCUUGAAACUGGUGCAGGGAAGACCCUCAUUGCGGUACUUCUGAUCAAAAGCCUUUGUAAUGACUUGCAAAGGCAGAACAAGAAAAUGCUUGCUGUAUUUUUGGUUCCCAAGGUUCCGCUUGUUUAUCAGCAAGCCGAAGUCAUUCGUGAGCGUACUGGUUACCAAGUGGGCCAUUACUGUGGUGAAAUGGGUCAAGAUUUCUGGGAUGCUCGAAGGUGGCAGCGUGAGUUCGACUCAAAACAGGUUUUAGUGAUGACAGCCCAAAUUCUGUUGAACAUUCUGAGACACAGCAUAAUUAAAAUGGAAGCAAUCGAUCUCCUUAUUCUGGACGAGUGUCAUCAUGCUGUGAAGAAACAUCCAUAUUCUUUGGUGAUGUCUGAGUUUUAUCAUACAACACAAAAGGAAAAAAGACCCUCUGUUUUUGGAAUGACUGCUUCUCCUGUUAACUUAAAGGGUGUUUCAAGUCAGUUCGAUUGUGCAAUAAAAAUCCGUAACCUUGAAAGUAAACUAGAUUCCAUAGUUUGUACAAUAAAAGACCGCAAAGAACUGGAAAAACAUGUGCCAAUGCCAUCGGAAAUUGUGGUGGAGUAUGACAAAGCAGCCAGCUUAUGGUCCCUUCAUGAACAAUUAAAGCAAAUGGAAGUGGCUGUUGAAGAAGCUGCACAAUCAAGUUCACGAAAAAGUAAAUGGCAAUUUAUGGGAGCUAGAGAUGCUGGGGCUAAGGAAGAGCUGCGCCAAGUUUAUGGUGUCUCUGAAAGAACAGAAAGUGAUGGGGCAGCUAACUUGAUUCAAAAGUUGAGGGCAAUCAAUUAUGCACUCGGUGAACUGGGUCAGUGGUGUGCUUACAAGGUUGCGCAGUCCUUUCUGAUGGCUUUACAAAAUGAUGAGAGGGCAAAUUACCAGCUUGAUGUCAAGUUUCAGGAAUCCUACCUGGAAAAAGUUGUUUCACUCUUACAGUGUCAAUUAACAGAGGGAGCUGUGGCAGACAAGGAAGCAAAAUCUCCUGACAACGAGAAUGGAAUUGCUCAAGAUGGGACUGAUCCUGAUGAGAUUGAAGAAGGGGAGCUUCCUGACAGUCACGUUGUCUCCGGUGGAGAGCAUGUGGAUGUGAUAAUAGGGGCUGCUGUUGCUGAUGGAAAAGUGACCCCAAAAGUGCAGUCACUAAUAAAAAUACUUCUCAAAUAUCAGCACACAGAGGAUUUUCGUGCAAUCAUCUUUGUUGAGCGAGUAGUAGCGGCUUUAGUUCUUCCGAAGGUUCUUGCAGAGCUUCCAUCUCUGAGUUUCGUUAGAUGUGCAAGUUUGAUCGGGCAUAACAAUAGUCAAGAAAUGCGGACAUCGCAGAUGCAGGAUGCAAUUGCCAAAUUUCGAGACGGUCGUGUGACAUUGUUAGUUGCUACCAGUGUUGCUGAGGAAGGACUAGAUAUUAGGCAAUGCAAUGUUGUUAUUCGCUUUGAUCUUGCAAAAACUGUACUGGCAUAUAUUCAGUCUAGAGGUCGUGCAAGAAAGCCUGGUUCAGAUUAUAUCUUGAUGGUGGAGAGGGGUAAUCUGUCUCAUGGAGCAUUCUUAAGGAACGCUAGGAAUAGUGAGGAGACCUUGCGGAAAGAAGCAAUUGAGAGAACUGACCUUAGUCACCUUAAGGAUACAUCAAGAUUGAUUUCUGUUGAUACAGUACCAGGAACUGUGUACCAAGUGGAGUCUACUGGUGCUGUUGUGAGCUUGAAUUCUGCUGUUGGGCUUAUCCAUUUUUAUUGUUCUCAGCUACCAAGUGAUAGGUAUUCAAUACUUCGUCCUGAGUUCAUUAUGGAGAGACACGAGAAGCCAGGAGGUCCAACGGAAUAUUCAUGCAAGCUUCAACUUCCUUGCAAUGCACCAUUUGAGAAACUUGAGGGUCCUGUUUGCAGUUCAAUGCGCCUUGCACAACAGGCUGUUUGUUUGGCUGCUUGCAAGAAGCUCCAUGAGAUGGGAGCAUUUACUGACAUGCUCUUGCCAGACAAGGGAAGUGGGGAAGAAAGAGAAAAGGUUGACCAAAAUGACGAAGGUGAACCACUUCCUGGGACUGCUAGGCAUAGGGAGUUCUAUCCUGAAGGUGUAGCCAAUAUACUCCAGGGAGAAUGGAUCUUAUGUGGAAGAGAUGGUUGCAAUAGCUCCAAAUUACUUCAUCUUUAUAUGUAUGCUGUAAAAUGUGUAAACAGCGGCACUUCAAAAGAUCCAUUCUUAACCCAAGUUUCAGAAUUUGCUGUGCUUUUUGGCAAUGAGCUGGAUGCAGAGGUCUUAUCGAUGUCGAUGGAUCUAUUUAUCGCUCGAACCAUUAUCACUAAGGCAUCUCUUGUCUUCAGGGGGUCAAUAAAUAUUACUGAAAAUCAGCUGGCAUCCCUUAAAAGUUUUCAUGUGAGAUUGAUGAGCAUUGUACUGGAUGUGGAUGUUGAACCUUCCACCACUCCAUGGGAUCCUGCAAAAGCAUAUUUGUUUGUCCCUAUGGUUGGCGAUAAGUCUGUAGAUCCUGUAAAAGAAAUUGACUGGGAUCUAGUUGAAAAAAUAAUUAGAACAGAUGCAUGGAGGAAUCCCCUUCAGAAGGCUCGGCCAGAUGUUUACCUUGGUACAAAUGAGAGGACACUUGGUGGAGAUAGAAGGGAGUAUGGAUUUGGGAAAUUGCGUCAUGGCAUGGCUUUUGGACAGAAAUCUCAUCCCACCUAUGGUAUUAGAGGAGCUGUAGCACAAUUUGAUGUUGUGAAAGCUUCUGGAUUGGUUCCUAAACGGGAUGGGAUUGCAGUGGAAAAAGUGGAGUUACUCAAAGGCAAACUGAUAAUGGCUGAUAGUUGUGUCAGUGCUGAAGAUUUGGUUGGGAGAAUCGUAACAGCUGCACACUCUGGGAAAAGAUUCUAUGUAGAUUCAAUACGCUAUGACAUGACUGCUGAAAAUUCAUUCCCAAGGAAAGAGGGUUAUCUUGGUCCGUUAGAGUAUAGCUCAUAUGCUGAUUAUUACAAGCAGAAGUAUGGAGUCCAUUUGAUUUUUAAGCAACAGCCUUUAAUAAGAGGACGUGGUGUUUCAUACUGCAAGAACCUUUUAUCUCCUCGAUUUGAACACUCAGAAUUAAAUGAAGGUGAAUCUGAAGAGAUUCUUGACAAAACAUACUAUGUUUUUCUUCCUCUUGAGCUAUGUUUGGUACACCCUCUUCCUGGAUCACUUGUUCGAGGUGCCCAAAGAUUGCCAUCAAUAAUGAGGAGGGUCGAAAGCAUGCUUCUAGCAAUUCAACUUAAGGAUAUAAUAAAUUAUCCAGUCCCUGCUUCAAAGAUCUUGGAAGCCUUGACUGCAGCUUCAUGCCAAGAGACAUUCUGCUAUGAAAGAGCAGAACUUCUAGGAGAUGCUUACCUCAAAUGGGUUGUCAGUCGAUUUCUUUUUCUUAAAUAUCCUCAGAAACAUGAGGGUCAACUCACUAGGAUGAGACAACAAAUGGUGAGUAACAUGGUUUUGUAUCAAUAUGCCUUGAAUAAGGGACUCCAAUCUUACAUCCAGGCAGAUCGUUUUGCUCCAUCUAGAUGGGCAGCUCCUGGGGUGUUGCCUGUCUUUGACGAAGAUACAAAAGAUGGGGAUAACUCUUUAUUUGAUCAGGAAAAAUCUCUUCCUGAGGAUAAACCAGGAGUCGACCAGGCUAAUGAUGGGUAUGAAGAUGAUGAAAUUGAGGAUGGCGAGCUUGAGAGUGACUCUAGUUCUUAUAGAGUCCUUUCUAGCAAGACUUUGGCAGAUGUUGUUGAAGCAUUGAUUGGUGUUUAUUAUGUUGAAGAUGGUAAGAAUGCAGCAAACCACCUCAUGAAAUGGAUUGGUAUUCAGGUUGAUUUUGAUCGUGAAGAGAUAGAUUCUGCAAUAAGGCCGUCUAAUGUUCCAGAAAGUGUACUUAGAAGCAUUGAUUUUGAUACCCUAGAAGGUGCCCUAAAUAUCAUGUUCAAAGAUCGGGGCCUCUUGGUAGAGGCCAUCACUCAUGCAUCACGACCAUCUUCUGGAGUAUCCUGUUACCAACGAUUAGAAUUUGUUGGGGAUGCUGUCCUAGAUCAUCUCAUUACAAGGCACUUGUUUUUCACGUACACAAAUCUUCCCCCAGGUCGUCUAACAGAUUUGCGAGCUGCUGCUGUAAAUAACGAAAAUUUUGCACGUGUAGCAGUUAAACAUAAGCUCCAUGUGCAUCUUAGGCAUGGGUCAAGUGCCCUUGAAAAGCAGAUCAGAGACUUUGUGAAGGAAGUUCAAGAUGAAUUAUCAAAGCCAGGUUUCAAUUCCUUUGGCUUGGGAGAUUGCAAAGCUCCAAAGGUUCUUGGAGACAUUGUUGAAUCUAUUGCAGGUGCCAUCUUCCUGGACAGUGGACGAGAUACUGCAGUUGUUUGGAAGGUAUUUCAACCCUUGUUGCAUCCAAUGGUCACUCCAGAAACACUUCCCAUGCAUCCCGUCAGGGAACUGCAAGAACGGUGCCAGCAGCAGGCUGAAGGCUUGGAAUACAAAGCCACACGAAGUGGCAAUCUGGCUACUGUUGAAGUUUUCAUUGAUGGUAUCCAGAUAGGUGUUGCUCAGAAUCCGCAAAAGAAGAUGGCCCAGAAACUUGCUGCUAGGAAUGCACUUGCUGUUUUGAAAGAGAAGGAAACAGCUGAAGCCAGGGAAAAGGGUGAUGAGAAUGGGAAGAAGAAGAAAAAUGGUAACCAAACAUUUACCAGGCAAACCUUAAAUGAUAUUUGCUUGCGAAGAAAUUGGCCUAUGCCCUCUUAUCGGUGUGUGAAUGAGGGUGGCCCUGCACAUGCAAAGAGGUUUACGUUUGCAGUUCGGGUGAAUACUACUGAUCGGGGAUGGACCGACGAAUGUGUGGGAGAGCCAAUGCCUAGCGUUAAAAAGGCCAAGGACUCUGCUGCAGUUCUCCUCUUGGAACUUUUGAACAAAUGGUACUCAUGACAUUGUGUACCUUUGAUUACACGUGACGUGACCUUAUUUCUGGCGCUAAUCUCCCUAUAGCCAUCGACCGCAAACUUACCAGUCGUUUGGCGCUCGUGGUUUAGUAGUCUGAAUCUGUACCUAUAGUUUAGCUCUAAACUAGCAUUUACCAUGUGGGGCCAACAAUGCACCAUUGCUCGUGUAUCUGUGCACCUUUUAUGUGCCAUUCUUUUUUUCUCUUACAUCUAAUAUAUUCUUGUGCUAAACACGACUAAGAAAAAAAGAAAAAAAUGCAGAUUUCUA